UGUGAGUAGUUGCUAACUCAAGGCUCUUCGGAUGGGUGAGUUAACUUAAAAUCUCUGAAUUAAAACCUGGGCAAUUUUUGCAAGGGAUUCCGAAUCAUGGCAGGAAGACAAGAAAUAAUGCAAAUGUGAUUGGUCAAUCGGCGUCAUAUGACACAAUCACAGGUGAUGUAGUUUGUGGCGGGGAAGGAGCACGUUUUGUGAUUUAAAAAAUAUAAAUUUCGCCGCGAAACCUUUUUUGUAUUUUCAAAUGGCAGAUCCGAAAGAAAACGAACCAUUCGACGACGCCGUGGAGGAGCGAAUUAUCAACGAAGAAUAUAAAAUAUGGAAAAAAAAUACGCCAUUUCUCUACGAUAUGGUGAUGACGCAUGCUCUGGAAUGGCCUAGCUUGACUGUUCAAUGGUUGCCAGACGUUACAAGACCCGAUGGGAAGGAUUAUUCCAGUCAUCGUCUCAUAUUGGGAACUCACACGUCUGAUGAGCAAAAUCAUUUGGUUAUUGCAACCGUGCAUCUUCCAAAUGACUGUAUGAAAUUUGAUGCUAGCGAUUAUGACAGCGAAAAGGGAGAAUUUGGAGGUUUCGGAUCCGUGAGUGGAAAGAUUGAGAUUGAAAUCAAGAUAAAUCAUGAGGGAGAAGUGAACAGAGCAAGAUACAUGCCUCAAAAUCCCUGCAUCAUUGCAACCAAAACUCCUUCAUCGGAUGUGCUUGUUUUCGAUUAUACUAAACAUCCGUCAAAGCCUGACCCAAACGGUGGCUGUAAUCCUGACUUGAGACUCAAAGGACAUCAGAAAGAAGGGUAUGGUUUAUCGUGGAAUAGCAAUGCAAAUGGGAAUUUAUUGAGCGCAUCAGACGAUCAUACUAUAUGUUUAUGGGAUAUCUCUGGCUUAACAAAGGAAACAAAGACGCUGGCCGCUGAAAGAAUAUUUACCGGACACACGGCAGUUGUGGAGGACGUUUCUUGGCAUUUACUACACGAGGCUCUUUUCGGCUCGGUCGCUGAUGAUCAUAAACUUAUGAUUUGGGACACGCGCGCGUCCAGUAGCAGCAAACCUACUCAUUCAGUCGAUGCUCAUACUGCAGAAGUCAAUUGUUUGUCUUUCAAUCCGUACAGUGAAUAUAUCCUAGCCACUGGCUCAGCCGAUAAAACUGUUGCGUUGUGGGAUCUUCGAAAUUUGAAAUUGAAGCUUCACUCAUUCGAGUCGCAUAAAGAUGAAAUUUUCCAGGUUCAAUGGUCACCUCAUAACGAGACGAUUCUGGCUUCAAGUGGCACGGACAGAAGACUGCAUGUGUGGGACUUGAGUAAAAUCGGGGAAGAGCAAUCACCAGAAGAUAUGGAAGAUGGCCCUCCUGAACUACUGUUUAUUCACGGUGGUCAUACGGCGAAGAUAUCCGACUUUUCGUGGAAUCCGAAUGAACCGUGGGUCGUGUGUAGCGUCUCCGAGGAUAACAUCAUGCAAGUUUGGCAAAUGGCUGAGAACAUUUAUAACGAUGACGAAGCAGACGUAGCACCUGGCGAUUUAGAGCAAGCGCCAGCCACUUAGUUCACUUGAAGACACAACCUAAUGAAAGCGACUCCUUAUGGACACAUGCAGCCUUCGCAUUUUGUAUCAUAUCCUUCAACUGAACUAUUAUUGCAUGCAUUGUAUCAAUUUGUUCACACAUCAGGUGGAUAGUUAUCUAUUUGUAAGAGAUGAUGAAGUUUUAGGGAGUAAUGUUGGAGGCGGUAUUCAUUCAAUGUUUCGCUCUCAAUAGACCAUUUAUUGAUUGUACCUUAUAUUGGAGAUACAUCCACUGAAUAUAUUGCCAUGUAUUAUGAAGUAAUACUUGAUGUAAUAAAAAUCAUUUUUAGACAAAAA
Molecule: messenger RNA, 1852 nt
Organism: Xenia sp. Carnegie-2017
Lineage: Eukaryota; Metazoa; Cnidaria; Anthozoa; Malacalcyonacea; Xeniidae
Product: histone-binding protein RBBP4
Exons: 18
Coding region: 248-1537 (429 amino acids)
Biological process (GO): regulation of gene expression
Cellular component (GO): ESC/E(Z) complex; NuRD complex; nucleus
Molecular function (GO): histone binding
Source: RefSeq, a predicted model, not a curated record